Molecule: messenger RNA, 2195 nt
Organism: Brienomyrus brachyistius
Lineage: Eukaryota; Metazoa; Chordata; Actinopteri; Osteoglossiformes; Mormyridae
Gene: hmga2
Product: high mobility group AT-hook 2
Exons: 5
Coding region: 909-1232 (107 amino acids)
Biological process (GO): regulation of DNA-templated transcription
Cellular component (GO): nucleus; chromatin
Molecular function (GO): DNA binding; transcription coregulator activity
Source: RefSeq, a predicted model, not a curated record
AAGAAUCGAAGUCCAUCUAAUUUCGAAUUGCUCAUUAGCAAAACACGUCUAAUGUUGGGAAGACUGCCCUUGGACUGAAAAUGAUAGCAUAUUUCUUUUACAAGCGGCUGAAAGCGCGCCUCUCCCUCGCUGUCUCUUUAAACGCGCUGGAAGGCCGCCAGUGGCAUGAAUGGCUCUGGACACGUGAGUUUGUCUCAAUGUGGUCUCUCCUCUUAGCGCCGCAGAAUUUCUCAUGUUUUCUCUGGCAUCAGUCCAUCCCCCAGCGUUUCUUUUUUCCUUUUUUUUUCUUUCGCGGUGCCUCCUCCGACUUGUAUUUUUCACAACUCCCUCCUAUGUUAUCCACCCACGGGAAAGGUGUGUUUUUUAUCACAUCCCCAUUCAGUGCGUGGACUGGUUUCGUGUGGGCAGUUUAGAUAUAUUUAAAUGCCUUUUUCUCCUAACCAACCGCUGCAAAACUGUUUUCCCCGUAAGUCUUAAAACCCAGCACUUGUGAUUUGUAAGAUCAUUUUUAAAAAGCCGCGCAUGGUGUGACAGCGCACUGUCACUGUUCAGUCUAAAAUGCCUCGCAUUCAUUCUUGCCAAUGAGACAGAAAAUCCCAAUCGAUCACUGGCGUAUUUUAUUGUAAGUAAAAACCACCCCCACCCCUUCAGAAAGAAGCAUUUUUAAGUUCACUGUAGCGAUCAGAUCGUGGUAAUACACCCGUACUCUACCGUGAAUUUUUAUUUUUUUACCGGGAAGCGAUCAGAUUAUCAAACGACUCUUUUAUCUUUGUGUGGAAAUCGCCGAUUUCUGCGUUACAAGAGAAGAUCCCCCCGUCUCGUAUUCCGCACCAGGACGUCCGGUGUGCCGAUUCAGACCGUGUUUUAGAGCUGAAGGUGCAGGAGAUUACAAUUUGGUACAAGUCACCAUGAGUACACCGGGUGAAGAAGCCGGCGAGCCGUCAGGGUCCCAGGAGCAACCCGCUACAGCACAGACUCCCAAGCGAGGACCGGGCAGACCUCGGAAGCCGCAGCAAGAGCCAGCUGGAGAGCCUGCACCAAAAAGGCCGAGGGGGAGACCCAAAGGGAGUAAGAACAAGGGUCCCUCAAAAGCAGCACAGAAGAAAGCAGAGGCCACCGGCGAGAGGAGGCCCAGGGGUCGACCCAGAAAAUGGCCACAGCAAGUGGUCCAGAAGAAGCCCGCUCAGGAAGAAGAGGAACAGGGUGAAGAAUCACCAGAGGAGGAAGAUUAACUGACCAGGGCAAUUUACUUCUACCUCAUUCAACUGUGUGGUCUUUCAUAAGGAAAAAGACACUGCCUUUACCACUCCCCUUUUCAACUUUUUUUUUUUUUUGGUCUUUCCACUUUUAUUUUAUCAUUAUUUCUUUUUUUUCCAUUUUUAAGUUUCAAUGUAUUGUUUUUUGUAAUCUGGGAAAAACACACACAUAUAACCUCAGAACAUCAACCGCUAAGGUGAGAACAAGCAGGCCUCCACCUUUGCUUAGCGAUGCGCCCAAACUGCUGUAGGCACAGAGGGUGCCGCAUCAGGCUGCCACGCCCCAUUGCCAGCGAGCGAUUGGCCUGCUCCGUUUGCUCGCGAGCUGCGAUUGGACAGACUGACUUCCAGCGUCCAGCCAUCAAAGACACAGCAGCUACCAGGUUUCAUAUCUUUUUUCUAAGUACCUAAAAGGGUAAAAUUAUCUAGGUGAAAUACAGAUGGGCCUCGAACAUAACUGAAUUUACCUGUUGCGAUAUACAUGAGUUAUCUAUUUAAAAGAAAUCACAGAGUGGGUGGUGUUGUUAUCAGAUCCCAAAUGAGAGACCCCAGCUGUAAGUCAGCUUCUGUUGGGCUCUGAACCCUUAUGGAAAGGGCAGCAGGUCACAUGAUUGGCAGAUUUAAGCCCCCUUCUCACUCAGGUGGCGUGUUUCACCUUUACCUUUGAAAGCUGAGUCGCUCUGUGGAAGUCACAUGAUAACAGCGAUGGGUGGAACGGCGUUGCAUGGGGACCGUUUUCCGGUCCCUCUGGUCGCUGCGUGUCUUUGGUGGAUGAGAAAAGCACAGCCAAGCAAUGUACGGGAAAGCAGCUAUAAAGAGAACACUACUGUUGGGUAAAGGGAAUAGCGAUUCACUUCAUUCUUACAAGAACAAACUACACUUUACCUCAGGACACACUUAACACCUAAAUUUGCAAAAAAAAAAAAAAAAAAACAGACA